Molecule: messenger RNA, 1842 nt
Organism: Aspergillus mulundensis
Lineage: Eukaryota; Fungi; Ascomycota; Eurotiomycetes; Eurotiales; Aspergillaceae
Product: SET domain-containing protein
Exons: 5
Coding region: 1-1842 (613 amino acids)
Molecular function (GO): protein binding
Source: RefSeq, a predicted model, not a curated record
AUGGUGUCUUCUUUACCACCGCUGGUAUCGCAACUGUGCGACAUCCUACACAACCCGAUUUUCCCUGCACAGCUUGCCUCGGCUAUACAAGGCAGUCCGAACGACAAGGAUCUGUAUCUGAGGAUAGAGGCUUCGUUAACAACGGGUGCUCGGUCAACGUCAAGUAAUGGGGCGCUGCAGCUGGGCUGCAUCAACCUUCGCAAUGGGAUGCUUGUGCCAUCACCGUCGUUUACACCAGCGCAUACUCCGGACCCAGGGGGGGAUGGAGCAGACUCAGCAUCAGAGUCUACCCUACACUUCACACCCGAUGACCACGAGUCCCGACCUUCCAAACGACACAAGACAGUGAGCGGACUGCGCCUUCCUCAUUCUUCAUCUCUGGAGAAGAGCAAAGCCCGUCCAUUGCAUACCAAAGAGGCAUCCAAUAGCCAUCCACACGACAAUGAGUCCCCAAAAUCCAUCCGCCAAGUCCACAGCGACACGCGCUUCCCGCAACGCGCAAAACCAGGCCAAGGCCUUGACCCGCCAGUCCUGGAACCAACAUCAUCCGACAAAUUGAUUUCUGGGAUCUGGCGACAGGUGUACUCAUCCGUUCAGUUGAGUCGAGACUUCUCAGAUGUAAAACCGACAAUCAACAUCCGCUCAGGCGCAAGUCUCGAAGUAUUCGAAUCCGUCAACGCUCUAUGUCUGCAGUACUACAACCGCAGCCAAUCCAGCCGGGCCCUCGAGAUGAUCGUGCAAGCCUUCUGGGUCGAAAGCUUCGAAGCACGCACUGCAGUCCUGCGCUACGAAAAGCCAAUCCUGUCUAAGACAGAGGCGCGCAUGAUCGCCGUGCGCGAAGCAUGCGUCGUGCUGAACUGGAGGGAGAAAGACCUGCGGAAUAGAAUGUACGCGUUACCUUCACUACGCCCACCCAUCCUGCGACAGAAGACUAAUGAGCCGUGUAGGGCCAUCUGGCGCGGCUACAAAGAAAUCAAAGACUACGGCGGGUGGGCGGCGCUCGUGUUCGCCAGCGCAGGCGUCUACCGGUUCUGCAAGUACCGCAGUGAAUUCGGCGAGGGACUGUUCUGCCGUCUACGGCAUAUACGCUCUGGUCUGGAGAUCGCGGCUGAUACGUUGCAUCCGGGGUGGAGGGAUAUUUUGCAGGUCAUUCAGCAGGAUACGCCUGCUGUUUAUACGGGCCAUCCGCAUGGGUGGGUUACGACGCCCGAGGGAACGUGUCUCACGCUUGCGUCGACGUACGAGUAUUUGAAUCUGCCCGGUGGAUUUCAGUACACUUUCAUCGAUGAAUGCGUUCUUGAUGAGAAAGUAUUUGGGCGUGACGAUCCGCGCCGCGUCCCAGAGCUCGACGAAGAUACCUGCCCCGUCUGCCACGAGAAACAAUCCGACGAUAUCACAGAGAACCAGUGUGUGUGCUUCCCGGCGCUCUUCGGCGGAGUCAGAUCUUCAGCUCCAGUUCAGAUCUUUCGCACAACGAAUGGGAAGAAUAACGGCGUUGUUGCGCGCUGUCCCUUCGACCGCGGCACCGCAAUCGGCGAAUUCACCGGCCUAAUCACAAGCGGGAUCACCGGGCUAGACGUGAUGAUCGGAGGAACGCGGUCGCGACCGUACCAGAUCUUCCAAGGGAGGAUGGGCAACUUCACGCGGUUUAUUAAUCACAGUUGUCGACCGAAUAGCCAGUUCCAGAGAUUCUAUUGGAGGGGCAAGGAACGGAUUAUUGUUGUUAGUAGGGGGGUAAGUGCGGGUGCGGAGAUCACGGUGGAUUAUUCGGAGGGGUAUUGGAGGAGUUUGGAGAAGAGGUGUCUCUGUGGGGAGGCGUGUUGUCGGUUUAAGGAGAGGUAG